UAGUAAACGCCUUUCUUGUCCGCGGGCUAAUUCCUCUCUAACUCCCCUCUUCUCCCUCGCUUUUUCCCUUUUUUUUCCAUAACUAUCCCUUGAAAUCCACCAUAUUUGCACCUAUGCACCUCCCCAAACUAGGCUUUUCUCCGCCACCGACCCCGAGCUCGCAUUUGCGAUCUUCGUGACCGGUCGGUCUGUGCAUUCGGAAUCUGCGGCGGCGAUGGGUAAGGUGGCGGUGACGGCCGCGGUUAUAUGCGCUGCGGCGGCGUGCGCGGCCGCGGCGCUGGUGGUUCGCCACCGCAUGCGGAGCAAGGGCCGGUGGGCGCGGGCAAUGGCGAUUGUGAAGGAGUUUGAGGAGAAGUGCAGAACGCCGAUUGCGAAGCUCAAGCAAAUCGCCGACGCCAUGACCGUUGAAAUGCACGCGGGUCUUGCCUCCGAAGGUGGCAGUAAGCUCAAGAUGCUCAUCAGCUAUGUCGACAAUCUUCCCACGGGUGAUGAACAUGGUUUGUUUUAUGCACUGGACCUUGGUGGAACAAACUUCCGAGUGUUGCGGGUGCAGUUGGGUGGGAAGUCUGGCCGCAUUAUUAAGCAAGAAUUUGUUGAAGUGUCAAUUCCUUCUCAUUUGAUGGUUGGUACUUCAGAUGCACUUUUUAACUAUAUUGCAGCGGAACUUGCAAAAUUUGUUCGUGAAGAAGGUCAAGAUUUCCAUCUUCCUCUUGGUAGGCAGAGGGAACUAGGUUUUACCUUCUCGUUCCCCGUGAUGCAAACAUCAAUUGCUUCGGGGACUCUUAUUAAGUGGACAAAAGGCUUCUCUAUAGAUGAUGCGGUUGGCCAAGAUGUGGUGGCGGGACUUACAAGAGCCAUGGAAAGACAAGGCCUUGAAAUGCGUGUAUCAGCUCUGGUCAACGAUACAAUUGGGACAUUAGCUGGAGGUAGAUACUUAAACGAGGAUGUUGUUGCUGCUGUGAUCUUGGGUACUGGAUCAAAUGCGGCAUAUGUUGAACGUGCGCAUGCAAUACCAAAAUGGCAUGGUCCUUCAUCUAAGUCAGGGGAAAUGGUAAUCAACAUGGAGUGGGGUAACUUCAAGUCUUCACAUCUUCCACUAACAGAGUAUGACCGUGCAAUGGAUGCUGAGAGCUUAAACCCUGGUGAACAGAUUUUUGAGAAGUCAAUUUCUGGUUUGUAUUUGGGAGAAAUUGUUCGCAGAGUUUUAUGUAGAAUGGCUGAAGAAGCUGCCUUUUUCGGUGACAUAGUUCCACCAAAAUUGAAAAUUCCUUUCAUAUUAAGGACACCUGAAAUGUCAGCAAUGCAUCAUGACACAUCUCCCGAUCUGCGAGUGGUAGGAGCUAAACUGAAGGAUAUAUUAGAGAUAUGUAAUACCUCCCUCCGAACAAGGAAAUUCAUUGUUGAGCUUUGCAAUAUUGUUGCCUCACGUGGGGCUCGUCUUUCGGCUGCUGGGAUCUUUGGCAUCCUGAAGAAAAUGGGAAGAGACACGGUGAAGGAUGGGGAGAAACGGAGGACAGUAAUUGCGAUGGAUGGUGGAUUGUAUGAGCACUACACUGAAUUCAGCAAUUGCUUAGAGAACACUUUGAGAGAAUUGCUUGGGGAGGAACUCUUGGAUAGUGUUCUCGUCGAGCAUUCCAAUGAUGGCUCAGGGAUUGGAGCUGCCCUUCUUGCUGCUUCUCACUCCCAGUACCUCUAGGAAUCCUGAGAGUGGUUGGCUGUGGAGGUCACGCAAAGUAAAGUUCCACCAUUUUUGCAUUCUUUCCCAUGUUCCUUUUUCCAUAAACUACUUUUUGUAAUUCAUUUUCACUCUCCUCCAUUUUUUCAUUAAAUCCCCCCCCCCCCCCAAUUUUUUGUAUCGUAGGAUACUGUUUCUAGCGAAUGUGAAUCUUAAUUUUAUGACUGCAAAAUUUGCGUAAGAAAGAUUAAAUUUAUAAAUGGAGUACCUGGAAGCAGUAAGGCUAUUUGCUUCGACC
Messenger RNA from Malania oleifera, 1973 nucleotides. RefSeq names its product hexokinase-1-like. The transcript is spliced from 9 exons. Gene Ontology annotation, cellular component: mitochondrion; cytosol. Lineage: Eukaryota; Viridiplantae; Streptophyta; Magnoliopsida; Santalales; Ximeniaceae. Bases 215 to 1696 code for a protein of 493 amino acids. The record is from RefSeq and is a predicted model, not a curated record. Gene Ontology annotation, molecular function: D-glucose binding; ATP binding; mannokinase activity. Gene Ontology annotation, biological process: glycolytic process; intracellular glucose homeostasis; glucose 6-phosphate metabolic process.